AUGAACUCAGACACUUCAUGGGCAUCUGUCUGUAUUUGGGCACUGUCCUUUUGCCAAAGCUUUGCGACUACUGGUCCACAGAUCCUAUUCACCCAGAUUCUCGGGCAAAGAGAUCUAAGUCGAUUGAAAGAGAAAAUCUCGGGAGCAAGCAACAAGAACAGUACCAAAGCUGUUACUGUAGGCUGGCCGAUCAACAUGGACGCCAGCAUGCCAAAACCUAUGCCAGGAAGUCCAGAACUCAAUGUUAUGUCUGUCAAAGCCUCAUCUGCUUGA
Messenger RNA from Necator americanus (New World hookworm), 273 nucleotides. RefSeq lists its product as uncharacterized. The record is from RefSeq and is a predicted model, not a curated record. The transcript has a single exon. Bases 1 to 273 code for a protein of 90 amino acids. NCBI's taxonomy places the organism in Eukaryota, Metazoa, Nematoda, Chromadorea, Rhabditida, Ancylostomatidae.